ACCUCCCGUUGCUGUGCUCCACUCCUGGCCAAACUUCCUCUGCAGGCACUCUGGGGGGGACAGAGCCCCCAGAUCUGCCCUGCUGGGCUGAGAGAUGCCCUAGGGAAGGCCAGCAGCCCCCCAGAGCUCUGCCUUAAGGUUGUUUUUUUGUCCCCUACUUUUCUCCCCCUCCUGUCCCCCAAGCCCUCAGGUUGCAUUGCAGGACGCUGGCACCCCCAAGGGCUUAAGGUCUGGAUACCCUACACCCAGCAGUAACCCACAGCUAUGGGGGUUAAGACGAUGCUGCCCAGCCAUGAGCUGGGCUUCUAUGCUCUCGUUGUGACCUGUGCCGUGCUGUACAGUGGCAGCGGUAUCUUUGAGGCAUCCAGAGACAGCAUGAACAGAAAAGCCUUUCGGGAUGGCAUCAAGCCAGGCUGGCACUACUUUGGCAGGAAAAUGGACGUAGCCGACUUCGAGUGGAUGAUGUGGUUCACCUCCUUCAGGAACGUCAUCAUCUUCACCCUGUCAGGACACGUCCUCUUUGCCAAGGUGUGCUCCAUGACAGUGCCACAGCACCGGGCCGUGGUAUACAUGCUGUAUGGGAUGCUGGCUGUGCUGGGCAGCAUGGGGCUCGCCUACCUGAUGAUCAUCCUUUCCCACUGCCUCAUCCUCUACUCCGUGGCGCUGGCCAAGCAGAAGUGGCUCUGCUAUGUGGCUGGGCUCUGCUGCCUCGCCUCCAUCAAGCUGGAGCCCUUCAGCUCCUGGCAGAGCGGGUUUGUAACAGGAGCUUUUGAUCUUCAAGAUGUCCUUUUCUAUGGAGGAAGUGGCUUCACCAUCAUGCGCUGCAUGAGCUUUGCACUCGAGAGCUCCGAGAGGAAGGAGGGCAUUUUCUCCAUCUUCGACCUCCUCAAGUACAACUUCUACCUUCCCUUCUUCUUCUUCGGGCCUGUCAUGACGUUUGACCAGUUUCACAGCCAGGUGAGCACCCGAGAUCUGCAUCGCAAGGAUGAUGAGAUGAGGAACAUUCGGGUCCAUGCCCUCCUCCAUGUGGGGGCCAUCAUUGCUGUGGACAUCUUCUUCCACUUCUUCUACAUCCUCACCCUCCCCUCCGACCUGAAGUUCGUGAACCGCCUCUCAGACUGGGCCUUGGCCGGCUUGGCCUACUCCAAUCUGGUGUACGACUGGGUCAAAGCUGCUGUCAUGUUUGGGGUCAUCAACACCAUUGCCAGACUGGACCACUUGGACCCACCCCAGCCCCCAAAAUGCAUCACCAUGCUCUACGUCUUUGCAGAAACGCAUUUUGACAGAGGGAUCAACGACUGGCUGUGCAAGUAUGUGUAUGACCACAUUGGAGAGAACCACAACAACGUCAUAAAGGAGCUCAUGGCCACCAUUGCCACGUUUGCUGUCACCACUCUGUGGUUGGGACCCUGUGAGAUUGUUUUCAUCUGGUCUGUCUUCAAUUGCUUUGGCCUCAACUUUGAGCUCUGGGUGCAGAAAUUCUUCCAGUGGGAGCCCCUCUCCAAACUGGAGGCCAAAAUGUCAGCGGCCACAUCUCGGCGGAUUAGGGCUGUUUUUGGGGCAGCAAAUUUCUGGGCCAUCGUCCUCUACAACAUCCUUGCCCUCAACAGUCUGGAGUUUGCACUGCUGGUUACCAAGAGACUCCUCGUGACAGGUUUCCCUGUCAGCACCUUGUCCAUCUGGUUCAUCACAUACUGUGGAGUGCAGCUGAUCAAAGAGCGUGAACGCAUCCUGGCCAUGGAAGAGGAGAAGAGUGACAAACCCAAGGCAGAGUAGAGGAAGAUAGCAGUGCGCUUGCCCCAGAGCCUGGACUCCCUUCUGACUGUCUCUGCCAGGCCAGCCGCUGUCGGGGGCUCUCCAAGCACUCCUGGCAAUCAGACUGCUGUAACUCACCUAUAGAGAAGUCAUCUGGAAGGCAGAUGCCACCCCUUUGCUGCAGGGAUCUCCUGUGGCACAGCAGGCAUUUUGCACGCUCCCCACACGUGGCGGACCACUGAGAUAGGCUCCUGAGACACAUCUUUAAGGCUCCAUCCUUUUUCUGACCCUUUGGCACCGUGCAGGCUUAGAGAUUUCACCCUCUGCUCCCCAAAACACCCGAUCCUCCAGCAUCUGGCUCUCCCACAGGACCUGCAGCCCAGGUCUCCCAUCUCCAGGUCGCUUCCAGCCAAAGCAUCACAUUUUUCUUUUGCUACAAGAAAUGGUCAUCAUAUACCGUAAAUGGUUCAACAUCUGGGGCUGUGCAUUAGGGACUGUGAAAUGGCUCAGCACAAUGGAUGCCUACCAAGAGGCUAAUAAAUAAAUAGAACAGUC
Tympanuchus pallidicinctus (lesser prairie-chicken) is the source of this 2310-nucleotide messenger RNA. RefSeq names its product hedgehog acyltransferase like (gene HHATL). The transcript is spliced from 12 exons. Gene Ontology annotation, cellular component: endoplasmic reticulum. Gene Ontology annotation, molecular function: acyltransferase activity. Lineage: Eukaryota; Metazoa; Chordata; Aves; Galliformes; Phasianidae. Gene Ontology annotation, biological process: negative regulation of N-terminal protein palmitoylation. The coding region runs from base 265 to 1776 and encodes 503 amino acids. The record is from RefSeq and is a predicted model, not a curated record.